AUGGUGUUGGCGUUUGUGGAUAAGCUAUGCAGGAAGCGUACCGGUGAAGUGGACGGUGCAAUGACAGACCGCGCGGAGAAGUUAUUGAUGCGGUACGCACAGGCUAAGUCAUUUGUUGAAGACCUGGAACAGCUGAAAAAAGGAAAAUCAUUAUAUAGGAAAAGUAAUUUACUUACCGUAUCACCGUUCCUCGACGAGCAGGGUGUCCUCCGGGUGGGAGGCCGCAUCGAUGCUGCGCCUGGAAUAGCAAGAGAUAUGAAGCAUCCAAUAAUCUUAGAUAGACGUCAUCCCACAGCAAGGCUUAUCAUAAUGCAUUACCAUAAAAAAUUCGCCCAUGGAAAUCACGAAACUGUAAUAAAUGAAAUAAAGCAACGAUUUUGGAUAUUGCGGCUUCGCCCAACGGUCAAAAAUAUAGUAUCAAAAUGCGUGCUAUGCCGAAUCCGCAAGGCGCGGCCGCAACCGCCAAGGAUGGGAGACUUACCGGAGGCGAGGCUAGCACACCAUCAACGACCCUUUACCUAUUGUGGGUUGGACCUCUUUGGUCCUAUGAAAAUAGCUGUCGGACGACGGCAUCAAAUAAGAUAUGGCGUGCUAUUUACAUGCAUGACUGUAAGGGCUAUUCAUAUAGAACUGGUGCAAACACUUACCACGGACUCCCUAAUAAUGGCCCUUAGAAGAAUGGCGUCGCGACGUGGCUGGCCGUCAAAUUUGCUAUCUGAUAAUGGAUCUAACCUGAGAGGCGCAGCUAAUGAAUUGAAGAAGGCGAUGCAUGAGUUGGACCAGGACAUACUGAAAAGGGAGGCCGUGAAUUACGGCACCACGUGGACUUUUAUACCGCCGUUGAGUCCCCACUGGGGUGGGGCCUGGGAACGCCUGAUUAGAACCGUGAAAACGUCGCUCAAGGCUAUCCUCAAAGAAAGAGUUCCAAGAGAGGAAGUCUUGAUCACUCUGAUGGCAGAGGUCGAACAGAUAGUCAACAGUCGACCUCUCACUCACGUCUCUGUUGAGCCUGCUACCACAGAGGCGAUUACCCCUAACCAUUUUCUUUUAGGUACUUCCUCGAACCUUCCAUUGCUCGGGGCAUUUGAUGACUCCGACUUGUUCCUGAGGAAGCAGUGGCGCAUCUCACAGCUCCUGGCUGACCAGUUCUGGCGUCGCUGGGUGAAAGAAGUCCUACCACAGAUGCUACCACGGAAGAAAUGGCAUCACGAAUCCCAACCACUACAGAUCGGCGACUUAGUCGUCAUCGUCGAUCCCAAUAUGCCGCGAGGCGUCUGGCCCCGAGGCAUCAUCGAGGCGGUGCUGCCAGGAAGGGACGGGCGCGUGCGAGUGGUGGACGUGCGGACGAAGUCGGGGCUGCUAAGGAAGCCUGCAGAACGCGUCGCAAUCCUACCUGUUGGAGAAGAGUGCUGA
This is a messenger RNA of Pararge aegeria (speckled wood butterfly), 1413 nucleotides long. RefSeq lists its product as uncharacterized. The record is from RefSeq and is a predicted model, not a curated record. Gene Ontology annotation, molecular function: nucleic acid binding. Lineage: Eukaryota; Metazoa; Arthropoda; Insecta; Lepidoptera; Nymphalidae. The transcript has a single exon. The coding region runs from base 1 to 1413 and encodes 470 amino acids. Gene Ontology annotation, biological process: DNA integration.